AUGGUGGCAGUCGCUCCGGAGGCGCCCACCCGCCGUGGCGGGAGCGCGGCCGCAGCCCGCGGGCCCAGCUGCCUGCCUCGGUCGCCAGAGCGCCCUCAGGCCUGGGCGGUCCUGCUGCCUACAGUGACCCUGCCUCCAGCGGCCGGUGGGAUAAGGUGGCUCAACAAAGCCAAGCCUUAUCAGUUUCAUUCUGAACCCACUCGCCAGCCAGAGGAACAAUGGAUGGACUUUAAUACCAGAGUAAAUCUCCAAUAUCCUGGAUUUAGACUGUUGGAAAAUCCAGAACGUACCUUUGAUUUGGUACUGAAAGUAAAAUGCCAAGCAUCUGAAGACGAAGAUCCAGUGGUACUGUGGAAGUUCCCAGAGGACUUUGGAGACCAGGAAGUGCUGAACAGUGUUCCAAAGUUCUGCUUUCCUUUUGACGUUGAAAGGGUGUCCCAAAACCAAGUAGGACAGCAUUUUACCUUUGUGCUCACCGACAUUGAAAGUAAGCAAAGGUUUGGAUUUUGCCGUUUGACAUCAGGAGGCAAGGUCUGCCUCUGUAUUCUAAGUUACCUACCAUGGUUUGAGGUAUACUACAAGCUCCUAAAUACCCUGGCAGAUUAUUUGGCUAAAGAACAGGAAAAUGACUCAAACGAUUUGUUAAAAUCAUUGUAUAGCCAUCCUGUGCCAAAGGCGAAUGCUUUAGUCAGUUUAAGUGUGCACUCGUAUUUCAUUACUCCUGAUAUAACUGGAUUGCCAACAAUCCCUGAAAGUAGAAACCUCACUGAAUAUUUUGUUGCUGUGGAUGUGAACAACAUGCUGCAACUUUAUGCCAGUAUGUUGCAUGAGAGACGAAUCAUUAUUACCUCUAGCAAACUAAGCACUUUAACUGCUUGUGUUCACGCGUCAGCUGCAUUGUUAUAUCCAAUGUAUUGGCAACACAUUUACAUCCCAGUGCUUCCUCCACAUCUUCUGGACUACUGCUGUGCACCGAUGCCUUACCUAAUUGGUGUCCAUUUAAGCUUAAUAGAGAGAGUAAAAAAUAGAUCACUGGAAGAUGUGGUUUUGCUAAAUGUUGACACAAACACUCUAGAAACCCCUUUCAAUGACCUGAACAACCUACCUGGUGAAGUGGUCUCGGCCUUGAAAAAUAAACUGAAAAAGCAGUCUACAGCUACGGGUGAUGGAGUAGCCAAGGCCUUUCUUCGGGCACAGGCAGCACUGUUUGGAUCCUACAGAGAUGCACUAAGAUACAAACCAGGGGAGCCUAUAACGUUCUGUGAGAAUAGUUUUGUGAAGCAUCGUUCCAGUACUACUAAGCAGUUCCUGGAAACUGCAGUUAAUCUUCAACUGUUUAAACAGUUUAUUGAUGGUCGACUAUCAAAAUUAAAUGCAGGAAGAGGAUUCUCUGAUGUUUUUGAAGAAGAAAUCACAGCAGGAGGCUUUUGUGGAGGAAAUUCACGAUCUUAUCAGCAGUGGGUGCAUACAGUGAAGAAAGGUGGUGCACUGAUCAACACAGCAGUGACCAAAGCCACUCCGGCUGUGAAAACAGCAUAUAAAUUUGCAAAAAAUCAGGCAAGGCAAGGAAUAAAAGAAGUGAAGAGUAAGUUAAAACACAAGGAGAGUGAGGAAGAGUAUGGAAUUUGCAGUGCUGGUGCAGUACAGACUGCUCCCGUCUACACAUUGCAUUAUGAGAAAAGAGCAAACUCAGAAAAACGAAGACUGGCACAGACUCGUUUCAACCAGCGCCUCAGUAACCAGGAUUUUGCCUUGGAUGAAGAUGAUGAUGAUGAAAUGGAGAGAACAAGCAAGUUAUCAUCAGAAGACAGUGAAGAAGCUUCUGCUUGCUUUUAUGAUAGUGAUGAUUGUGGUGAAACUGGAAUAACUCCUCAGCAUCAAGGAGAAAUGGACUUGCUUGGGGAGAUUUUGGACACACUGAGCACACACAGCUCAGAUCAAGGAAAGCUCUCAGGAGCAAAAAGCCUGGAUUUCUUUAGGUCAAUGGAUGACAUUGAUUACAAGACUGCGAACAAGUCAAAUGCACCUAGUGAGACCAAUCUUACCCUGCUCUGUAGCAGUGCUAAUGAUCAAGCAGAGUGGAACCUCGGUCAGGAUGACAGUGUCCUCCAUGGGAAGCAGCUCCCUCCAUCGCCAAGGAAGCAUGUUUCUUCUGGUGGCCAUAGAGAAACUCUCUCAAGGCUGGAAGAAGAAAGUAGUGACAGAACCUUUAUUACUGACAAGAGGGACACCACUAGUAUGACAUCCCCAUCUCCAGUACAAUUAAGUGCCCAGUUUGCUUCUCUAGAAAGUUUCAAAGCAGGCUAUUCUUUCUGUAAGUAUGCAAAGCAGAAUGAAACCCUAAGCAAUACCUCAGAAGAUCAGCUCCCAGCAAGUCUUGCUCAACAUACAUCCAUUCUGGUCCCUUGGGAGAAAGAUGGGGAGGAAGGAAAUGAAACCCUGGAGGAGGGUGGGCUUCUUCAAGAAGUGGUGUCAUUAUGUAAACUGAGUUCUGCUUUUCACUAUGGUUUAAAUAUUUCAAAGGAUAGCUUAUCCAGUAGUAGCAGUGGGAAUAAAACGUAAGAAAACUAUGAGAAGAGAAACUUGACUCCCAUCAGAAGUUAAAGGGAGACUACUCAGGACUCCGUAUAACUCCAUAUAACAUGAUAACCAAAAGAUGAAAAAGGAGUAAGAGAUCUUUGAUUAUAAAAAUAAUUCUCUUCAGUUGAGUAUGCAUUUUCUGCCAUUGGGACAUCCGCUUCUAUGUUUACCCAGUUCGUUUGUUGGCUGUAGUUAGGUCCACAAAAUGGAACUAAAUAUAUGAAUGCACUCUUAAAUCAGGUACUAGUUAGUCUCUGUGUUAAAAAUACAGCAGGUGUAUGGUGCUUCUUAGCAUUUGCUUCCUCUAAGCAGCAGGAAAGGUAUCACCUAACA
Haliaeetus leucocephalus (bald eagle) is the source of this 2913-nucleotide messenger RNA. It is a transcript of the gene DENND1B, whose product is annotated as DENN/MADD domain containing 1B. Lineage: Eukaryota; Metazoa; Chordata; Aves; Accipitriformes; Accipitridae. The record is from RefSeq and is a predicted model, not a curated record. The coding region runs from base 1 to 2562 and encodes 853 amino acids. Gene Ontology annotation, cellular component: cytosol; intracellular membrane-bounded organelle; nuclear speck. Gene Ontology annotation, molecular function: guanyl-nucleotide exchange factor activity; phosphatidylinositol phosphate binding. The transcript is spliced from 23 exons. Gene Ontology annotation, biological process: endocytosis; endocytic recycling.